CUUUUGAAUGUCGAUUUUUUUUUGCGGCGUAUCAAAAUUGUAGUCCUCCUACAAAGUUUGGGAAAUUAAAAAAAAAAAAAAUCCAAAAUUCGAAACAUAAGGUGUACAUAGCCCCACAAACUUUUGUAAGAAAAGAAGUAGUUGAUCUUUGACAAAUAGGUUUAGACAAAGUGGGAAAUAUAUAUAGGUUAGCUAGGCCAACUACCGCAACAUUAAGGUGUUUUGGUUAGAGGACAAGAUGACCGCAAUUUCAACAAAAUGAGCAUUUCCAUGUGUCACUUCUCUCUUGGGAGCUGAGGCAAAAUCAUCACGUGCUGCCACACUCUCAGAAACUACGCGGUCGCCCACCGCAAACUCUACAUGAAUGACCAAAACCCAAUAACGCAAUAUUAAAUUUAAUUUAAUUACGGAAAUCAAAACUUAUUUUCACAAGUCAAAACAAAUAUUGUAUGCUUUUCGAAGCAAUAUAGUUUGUUUUCCACCCAACUUAAUUGGUCAUAUAGGGGUAGGGGCAUAUAUAGACAAGACUAAGGUUGUUUCAAAGGUUUUGAAGUUGGAUUAAUAGCAUCGGUUUUGUGUCGGAUAAAAAUGGUGAAGGCCGCUUAUGUUGAUAAAGAUGGGUUGAAGAAAGGCGCGUGGAGCGAAGAAGAAGACAAUAAAUUGAGAUCUUAUAUUGUGAGAUACGGUCAUUGGAACUGGCGAUUGCUGCCCAAAUUUGCCGGGCUGCAAAGAUGUGGAAAGAGUUGCAGGUUGCGAUGGAUGAAUUACCUGAAACCUGGUGUGAAAAGAGGGGAAUUCAACCAAGAAGAAAAAGAUCUCAUCGCCAAACUUCAUCAAGAACUCGGAAACAAGUGGUCUGGGAUUGCAGCGAAACUGCCCGGAAGAACAGACAACGAUAUAAAAAACUACUGGAUGACGAAUCUCCAGAAACGAGAUAAAUCAAAUAAAUCGACUGAGAUUUCCGACGAAGAAAAAUCAAGCAAUAAUCGCAAAAAAAUCGAGAAAUCAUCCGCGAGAAGCGAUGUUACAUCGGUAGAUCCGAAAUCUUGCAGCAGAAAAUCAGAAAAGUCAAAGGUAUCUAACUCUGAAAUGUUUAUUCUGGAAUCAUCGAACUCGAAUUCCUCAGUAGUUUUGAAUGCUUUCAAAUGGGAUUUGAAUUUAUCUGUGGAGCAAAAUGGCCUUGAAACAUUAUAAAGGGAAUUGAAAUUAAAUGUUUUGAGGGCCAAGUUUUUUUCCUUUUCUUUCCUUUUCUUCAUAUUUUUUCUCUUGAUUCAGGGAGAGUUUCUGACUCGGCCAUUCUUUCUUUUUCUGGCAGCAGAAUUAUUUUGUUCUUUUUUUGUCUUAUUUCUUUUUCUCACUUCGACUUCGCAUCCUAAUUGUAAACUAGAAGAUUUGUUGUAUGAGAAACAUUGUAUAAAUAAAACAUGUAUCUCUCUCA
Molecule: messenger RNA, 1438 nt
Organism: Salvia miltiorrhiza (redroot sage)
Lineage: Eukaryota; Viridiplantae; Streptophyta; Magnoliopsida; Lamiales; Lamiaceae
Product: transcription factor MYB15-like
Exons: 3
Coding region: 589-1194 (201 amino acids)
Source: RefSeq, a predicted model, not a curated record